This is a messenger RNA of Mytilus trossulus (common blue mussel), 2427 nucleotides long. RefSeq names its product deleted in malignant brain tumors 1 protein-like. The coding region runs from base 1 to 2427 and encodes 808 amino acids. The transcript has 16 exons. Lineage: Eukaryota; Metazoa; Mollusca; Bivalvia; Mytilida; Mytilidae. Gene Ontology annotation, cellular component: membrane. The record is from RefSeq and is a predicted model, not a curated record.
AUGAAAAAUUAUGUGAUCAAAGACGUUUUCCUGGAUGAUAAGUUUGGAAAGUCUAUAGGACCAGUGUGGUUAGAACAAUUGUCAUGUACAGGAACAGAACAUGAUAUUGCAGGAUGUCUUCCAAAUUGGAAAGCCAACACAUGUAACAAUACAGUUGGUAUAUCAUGUGUGUCUACACCAGUACGCCUUGUGAAUGGUGGUGGUCCGUGGGAAGGACGUGUUGAAGUUCAACACAAUGGACAGUGGGGUACCAUUUGCGACAACAACUUUGGAGACAAAGAGGCAGCUGUGAUUUGUAAUAUGAUUGGAUUUCAACCAGGGACGUUUACUCCAGAACCAAAAAAUGCAUCCUUUUUUGGAGCAAGUGAUAAAAACAUUCUUUUGGACAAUCUAUCCUGUUAUGGUAACGAACUAGAUAUAAAUAUAUGUAGAACACAGGCAUGGAGUAAGCAUAGCUGUACCAACUAUGAAGAGGCUGGUGUUACAUGCAGAUCUCAAAAUAUUCGACUUACUGGUGGAGCUCAUACAAUGGAAGGCCGGUUAGAAAUCCAGACAAAUGGAACAUGGUCGACUAUAUGUGAUGAUAAGUUUAAUGAUGCAGACGCUACUUAUGUCUGUAAGCUGUUGUCACCGCAUCCUAUCAGUCUUCAUAUUGUGGGAAAAGUUUUCCAUAAUAGUUAUUUUGGUAAUGGACAAGGAUUGGCAACGUUUUCAAAUGUAAGUUGUGCUGGUACAGAAAUAGAUUUGCUACACUGUCACAUGAAACAGGGAGGACCUCCACAGUGUGACCACACACAGGAUGUUGGCAUAUCGUGUAUGAUUAAAUCAACAUCUUCAUUAACUGGGAAAAGUUUGACGGAAGGCACGUUCUUGACAAACAGCUUUGGCGAGCAAGGAAGUAUAUGUGAUCAGAACGUAAACACAGAAGCUGCUACGGUACUUUGUAAAAGUUUAGGCUAUUGGAGUAAUUCAGCAACUUUGUAUAAGGACUCCUGGUUUGGGCCUGGGAAUGGUACAUCUUUUAAGUUGGAACCACAGUGCACCGGAGAAGAAGAAAAUAUUUUAUAUUGUAAUUUACAUAAGCCAUGGGGAAGAGACGAAUGUCCACAUUCACACGACAUAGGUGUUAAAUGCGCACCUACUUCUAUAGGACGAACCAAUAUUAAACUUGUUGAUGGUACAACACAUGGUAUUGGUAAACUGACCCUAAAUGUGAACAACAAAUGGGGAACUAUAUGUGAUUCAUUCUGGAAUUCUAAAAAUACCGCUGUUGUUUGUCGGAUGCUUGGAUUUAGAAAUAUAAGUGGACGUUCCUUUUCGUUACCCCGGAACUCCUCUGCAGUUUUGAUUGGUAGUAUUCGAUGUAAUGGAAAUGAAACAGAUCUUGGGCAGUGUAAAGGGGACUUUGACAAAACAGUGUGCACUGACAGCGUUGUCGGAAUUGAUUGUACAGAUGGAGUUGAACUCAAACUGAGUGGAGGAAAGACGGUAGGCGAAGGUCGUGUUGAUAUCCUCGACGGUGGAGCAUGGGGUAGUCUAUGUGAUAAAAACUUUGGAUUUGCCGAGGCCAAAGUUUUAUGUUCAAUGAUGGGAUACCACAACACAUUACCGUACUUUUACCAUCUGCCUACUAUGGAACUUCACUCGGCUCCUUUUGGUAUUGACCAGAUACACUGCAAUGGAUGGGAGGAGCAUAUAUCACAAUGCACAUAUACAAAAACUGCUAAUUGUAAUCACCGGUAUGCUCAUCUCAGGUGUUUUGAUUGUAUUAAAGAAUACAGGACGUCUACAGGAAGCAUAACAUCAGCUAACUAUCCUGGACCAUACAAUGCCAAUACGGACUGUCUUUAUAUUAUAAAGCCUCCACCUGGACUUUAUUCAUUGGUUACAGAUGUAUUACAGAUGGCUGACAACGGGGAUUUUCUUGAGAUACGAAGUCAGCCAUUUGGAACAGAACUUGGUUACUAUUCGACAUCAUCGUAUAUAGCUGCCGCUGUUUCGGAUGAAUUUUGGAUUAGGUUUAAAACUAAUGGACAAGGCAAUGCUAGAGGAUUCAAACUACAUUGGUCACCUUUUUCCUUAAGAGAUGCAGUAACCGUUAAUUGUGAACCAGACAGAUGGGGUGCAGCUAUCAAUAUAACAUUACUACAAAUGGUUCAUCAACAAUUAAACUAUUCAGACAUUGUUUUAUCAAACAGACCUGACUGUUACGGUCAGAUCAUCGGAGAUUUGCUCCUGUUUGGACAGCAAUACACAGGAUGUGGGUCAACACAAAGGAUUUCAAACGGUUACAUAACAUAUGACAACAAUAUAACGUACAGUUCUACCGGUGGGCAAAAUUGGACAAUACCUUUAGAAUGUAAAAUGGUAAAGACAAGAAGAAAUGUGAAUGUUUUAUCUGAAAGUAUAAUGACAACGGAAGACUAA